Molecule: messenger RNA, 1650 nt
Organism: Camellia sinensis
Lineage: Eukaryota; Viridiplantae; Streptophyta; Magnoliopsida; Ericales; Theaceae
Source: RefSeq, a predicted model, not a curated record
CUAAAAAUAAUUAUUUGGGGGUGUUCGGGACGGGCUAAAUAGUCCAUUUCAGACUAAAAUAGCCAAUAAAACAAAGGAAAAUGAUCCGUAGCUCAAAAGUGUUGGGCUCGACUAGCUUGAAAGUACUAGUUUUCUCUCUCCUCUCUAUCUCUUUGCUUUCCUCUCCGCCUUUGUUCACUAUAUUCUCGAAACUCUCUGCACUCUCCACUCUCUCUCUCUCUCUCUCUCAUCUUUGGUUGCAGAAUGAGGAAUCACUCUCACCUUUCUCUUUACUCAUCCCUCUUAUUCGAUAGAUCUCUCUCAUCACCUUUCGAUCGCUCUCUGGUCGCAAAAGGAGUACGAAGGACGACGGACGAUGAACGAUGGCCUAGGACAGCGAAUGACGGACGAAAAGGAAUCUGAUGUAAACCUAAAAUCGUAAAGUUAGAGUUUACGUUUGGCUUCAAUUUGUGUAGAAAUUAGUCAAUUUGGCUUGCAAUUUGUGAUAGGGUUUGAGAUUUGGUUUUAAUUUGUGAUGUGUUAGGGUUUGGGAUUUACCUUUAAUCUAUUAUCCUCUACAUAUAUUGGUUUGGUUUUGCCUUGAAUUUGGUUUUACUUGAAAUACACCUGUGUGGUAAAAUACGCAUCUGUUUGGUAUACAUAUGUUUGUUUUUGGUUUUAAUUUGGUUUUGCUUGAAUAGUUAUCCAACUAAUACAUUUUUUUAUGGUAAAAUACACGUGUUUGGUUUGAAGUUUAUGCAUAUGUUUUCAGAUUUGCUUGAAAUCUGUAAAAUAUAAACAAUCUAAUCUGUGUUGCAAUAUGAGCUAUCAGUUUGGUUUUGGCUUUAAUUUGGUUGUGCUUGAAUAGUCAUACAUCUGUUUUCAGAUUUGCUUCAAAUAAUUAUAAACAAUCAACUCUAUCUUCAAAUGUGUAAAUCUGAAAAUCUGUGUUAAAAUCUGUAUUUUUCAUGGGAUAACUGAUGGCUUCUGUGUUAUAAAUUUGUUAUAUAAAUCUGUAAAUGUGUUGAAAUAUGUAAAUCUGAUUUGAAAUCUGUGUUGAAAAUUAGCUAUUGUUGGCUUCUUCAUGGGACAACUGAUAGCUUCUUCUUUUACUAAUAAUAUCAAAUUACAGAACUAUGGCUUCUUCUUCUACUAAUAAUAGUAACAUAAUAUUAAAACCAAGAUUGUGUGAUUGUGGGAGAACCGCGACGAUGUAUAUUGUACGCACGAAUGACAACGGAAACCAUGGAUGUUUGUUCUUUAUUUGCUCAUCGAAAUAUAGUCAUAAAGAACACUGUAAUUACUUCAAAUUCACAAAUGAGGAUGAGGACGACAGUAGCUCGACAAUUCGUUCUAAUGUUGGAUCUCGGAAAGCUAUAAGAACAGAAGAGUUAAAUGAUAUAAGGACAAGGCUUUAUGAGAUGGAUAAUGAAAUUCAUGAGCAUGGUACAAGGCUUCAUAGGAUUGAGAAGAACUUCAAAAUUAUGAUUUAUGUUAUUGUUUUUUGUGUCUUUUUGCACGUUAUCAUGUAAAUCUCAGACUCUCUAACGUUUCGACGAAUUUCAUGAAUGUAACCAAAAACUUCUUUCAUAUUUUGUAUCUUUUUGUACUUAAUGAUGUAAAUUACUGAGUUGUUAGAUUUUGGGGAAUUUCAUGAAUACCUGUCCUGUA